This is a messenger RNA of Anopheles arabiensis, 558 nucleotides long. It is a transcript of the gene Tim9a, whose product is annotated as mitochondrial import inner membrane translocase subunit Tim9. The transcript is spliced from 3 exons. Bases 118 to 402 code for a protein of 94 amino acids. Lineage: Eukaryota; Metazoa; Arthropoda; Insecta; Diptera; Culicidae. The record is from RefSeq and is a predicted model, not a curated record.
UCAGCCCUGUGCCCUUCGCUGCUCCGGCUGCUGGUGUGUGCUAUUGAUUACAUAUACACCCGCCCGUUGUGUUGGUUCGUGCUGCUGCAAAACGGCAAACCGCGAGAAGGCGCAAGCAUGGCGGCACAACAAAUUACCAUCGAUCAGCUGGACAAGGAUCAGAUCAAGUCGUUUUCCGACUUUCUGCUGUCGUACAACAAACUUUCCGAGCUGUGCUUCAUCGAUUGCGUGAGCGAGUUUACCGGGCGGACGGUUAGCGACAAGGAGGACAAGUGUGCGCUGAACUGCAUGGAAAAGUUUCUCAAGAUGAACCAGCGCAUCUCGCAGCGGUUUCAGGAGUUCCAGAUGCUGGCGAACGAGAACGCGAUCGCGGCGGCCCAGAAGCUCGGCGGUGGCAAAUAAGCUGCCGCCUGCUUUUACCAUCAUCCCUUGCUGCUCCCCCCUGCGCAAAGCCAGCCGCCCACGGGAUGGUGCAUUUAGUUUUCUGCAUCAUAUACCUUUUUUUGUUUUUUUUUCUUAAUCAGUAGGUUGAAUAAAUCAUUUCCCUGUUAAAGGCAA